Molecule: messenger RNA, 972 nt
Organism: Ylistrum balloti
Lineage: Eukaryota; Metazoa; Mollusca; Bivalvia; Pectinida; Pectinidae
Product: 5-hydroxytryptamine receptor 1-like
Exons: 1
Coding region: 1-972 (323 amino acids)
Biological process (GO): G protein-coupled receptor signaling pathway
Cellular component (GO): membrane
Molecular function (GO): G protein-coupled receptor activity
Source: RefSeq, a predicted model, not a curated record
AUGGGACAAGAAGAUUUUCGAUCCACAGUGGAAAUAGCGCUUUCUGCAAUAUUUCUUUUUAUAUUAAUCAUAGCAUCAGUAUUUGGAAAUAUUGCAGUAAUAUUGGCAGUCAUGCUGAACAGACAUUUAAGAGAAGAAAAGUCUAGUUUCCUGAUUGUAAACCUGGCUGUAACAGACCUAACUAACGGUUUAAUUGUAAUCGUUAGUUCAUUCUGCUCCGUGAUAUCUGACCGUUGGAUGUUUGGACAUGGUUUAUGUUCCACCGUAUGUGCUAUCAACUACUGUCUCAUCAUCACCUCAAUGCUUACACUAUGUUUCAUCAGUUUUGACCGUUACCAAGCCAUUAUUCACCCAAUGACCUAUCCCAUGUGGAUUAGCAGGAACAAGGUUGGUAUUGCCAUAGCCUAUUCAUGGAUGCAGGGAAUAGUAUUUUCUCUGGUUCCUGUAAUAUUACACUGGAUACAAUAUGAUUAUUGGGAAGCUGUGUGUGCCAUAGAAUGGCAGCAGGAGAAAAAGCAAGCCAUUUAUUAUGUAGUUACAGCAUUCCUACUUUGUUUUUUCCUACCAGGAAUGGCUCUGGUGGUAAACUACUUUCUUGUGGUCCGAGAGGUCAGACGUGCAUCAAGAACUUUGCAACCUUUUAAUGAAUUAAAUGCCACAAGGAAAUCCAACUACAGCCAAAGUAAUAAAGCCGUCAACAGUCUGCUUGUGGUUGUGAUGGCCUAUUUUGUGUGUAUGACACCAUUCAGUGUCACCAAACUCAUCAAGGUCAUCGUCCCAGACACCAGUUUUGUACCAGGGCGUAUUAACACCCUGGCUAGUUUGGUUGGGUACUGCUCCAGUGCUGUUAAUCCAUUAAUCUAUGGGCUCCUGCGUAAGGAUUUUAAGUACUCAUACAAACUAAUUCUAAAGAAGAUUCUGAACCCAAUGAUGACAAUUACGAAUGAACUGACAGAUCACACAGUGCAGUGA